Messenger RNA from Varroa destructor (honeybee mite), 735 nucleotides. RefSeq names its product solute carrier family 13 member 2-like. Lineage: Eukaryota; Metazoa; Arthropoda; Arachnida; Mesostigmata; Varroidae. Gene Ontology annotation, biological process: transmembrane transport. Gene Ontology annotation, molecular function: transmembrane transporter activity. The record is from RefSeq and is a predicted model, not a curated record. Gene Ontology annotation, cellular component: plasma membrane.
AUGGUGGUGGUCAUCCUCAUGUCACUAUUUUGGAUGACCGAGGCGAUAUCCCUGGCGGUGAUAGCCUUGAUACCUCUUGCCUUCUUCCCCCUAUUCGGUAUCCUCAGAGGUGUUGAUAUGGGAAGAGCUUACUUUGGGGACACAGCGUCAAUGUUCCUGGGAUCGCUUAUUGCCGCGGCGGCAGUUCAGUACUCUAACUUGCAUUACAGAAUUGCCUUCCGAGCUAUUCUGGCCACUGGAAUUACUUCAAAAAAGUACGAAUUUGCUAAUAUUAAACACUGUUUCAUAUGCGCAUUAUUUAGAAAUUGUCACUUAACAUUGUUUCGGGCAGCUAGUUUCCAGCAUGAAACGCAGCAUGUCUACACCCGCCUAGAACGUAAUCACUCUAUUGGCCGGUAUCCUGACAAUAACUGCAUUUCUCUCAAUGUUUAUGCUGCAACAGUAAUACUAAUGGUUCCAAUUAUUGAGGGAAUACUCCACCAGCUGCGACUACACCAGGCUGGUUGUGACACCGAGAAGUCAAGUUCCUCCGAAAUGUACAAACGCCAUUUUGGGUCCCAGGGACAGAAAGCAAGGUUGCGCCGUGCACUCUAUCUGGGGGCCUCCUAUGCAGCCAACAUCGGAGGAACGGGGUCAUUGACUGAGUCCCCGCCCAACCUUAUUCUAAAGGCCUUCACAGAACAGUUCGUAUCGCCCAAGUUAAUUGAUAUGUUUGGACUGCUAUAUUAUCAUUAG